GGAGAGAGCCCUCACUCACCAUGGCAACGGCUGGCUUCCAGGCCGCGACCCUUUCCGGAUAAUACUAUCUCUCUCUCUCGCCAUAUUAAAAUCGACCCUCCGGUGGUGGUCGGUGGGUGGGGGGAGGAGGGUCCUGAAGAUAUCAAUAAUAAAAGGAGCGAGAGAGGGUGAGGGAGGCAUCUUUCCCCUCCUCCCCCUACAGACGAGCUGGGCCGGCAGCUAGAGGGGGACCAGAGCGAUGAGAGGCGAGUAAAAGGAUGAUACCGAGCAGCUCUGGCCUCUUGAACCUGGCUUUGUGCCUGUUGCUCUGGCGCUGCUCGGAUGCCCGGAAGGCGAUGGUGGUGCUGCACCACAACGACUCAAGCCAGUUGCCCAAGCCGCACUGGCAGCUGCCCGAGUCGCAGCUAACCGAGCCACCUCGCGCCGUGUGCCCCAAGCUGUGCCGCUGCUACAUCAACAUCCUGUCGUGCCACCCGGCCAAGCCGGUGGGCUCGCACAGCCACGAUGCGGCCGUCGACGUGGGGGAGCCGGUCUCCACCGAAGCCAGCGGUAAUGGCAGCAAAUCUCCGCAUUCCAAGCACAACAGCAACACCACGAAGGAGGAUGAGAAGAGCAUGAACAUUCUCACUGAAAUACCCCAUGGGAUCCGAGGCACCAUGUCUGGCAAUGUCCUGACACCGUUCACCGUGCUGGAUUUUCGAGAUAACAACGUUUCAUUCAUAUGGAAAGACAACUGGUUAUUUUAUCCAGGUGCAGAAUAUCUAAAUUUAAAGGGGAAUCGUAUAACGGAUCUGAUUCCAGAAACUUUUGAAGGUCUCUCACAUUUGAAAUACUUGUUUUUAUCUUAUAAUCAGAUUAGGUUUAUUGCAGAUUAUAUGUUCCAGCCUACUCCAGAAAUUGAACUGAUUGAUAUCAGCAACAACCAUUUGUAUGCAGUACAAAGGGAUCUCUUUAGGACAAAGCAUGGAUUACCUUCCCUGAAAGUCUUAUUUCCUGAAAGCUACAUCAAGUUGGCAUAGAUCGACCCUGCCAUUCUUCUUGUCAAACUGUUCCUCAGAAGAAACAGCAGGUAUCAACUGUUUCAAGACCUACAUAAGCAAGAGACAGUAGUGGCUCUGGACCAGAGUAGACACAAACAU
This is a messenger RNA of Rhincodon typus (whale shark), 1139 nucleotides long. Its product is annotated as leucine-rich repeat-containing protein let-4-like. The coding region runs from base 258 to 1019 and encodes 253 amino acids. The transcript is spliced from 6 exons. Gene Ontology annotation, molecular function: protein binding. Lineage: Eukaryota; Metazoa; Chordata; Chondrichthyes; Orectolobiformes; Rhincodontidae. The record is from RefSeq and is a predicted model, not a curated record.